Molecule: messenger RNA, 1251 nt
Organism: Emiliania huxleyi CCMP1516
Lineage: Eukaryota; Haptophyta; Isochrysidales; Noelaerhabdaceae
Product: putative short chain dehyodrogenase
Exons: 3
Coding region: 501-914 (137 amino acids)
Molecular function (GO): oxidoreductase activity, acting on the CH-OH group of donors, NAD or NADP as acceptor
Source: RefSeq, a predicted model, not a curated record
GUCCUUUCGAUCGAUGCUCGCAUUCUCUGUGCUCUCACUGCCGACGGUCGCCGCUGCGACGGUGGCCCCGAAGCACUGGGGCGCGCCGCGUUUUUCCGGGAAAUCCGUCCUUGUGACCGGCGGCGACUCAGGCAUUGGUCUUGCUGCUGUCGAGGCCUUCUACUAUGAGUGCGCCCGGGUCAUGAUGAUCGGUCACGAUGAGGAGAAGACGCGAGCGGCUGCGGCGAAUCUCACAGCGCUGCCGGCGCCGCUCGGCUGCCCGUCGGAUAAGCCGGCGCCCGCGCUCAAGUGGCUUGCGAUUGACGUCCGAGAGCUGAGCAGCGUUGAGACAGCAGUCGCAAGCACAAUGGAUGCCUUUGGCUCGCUGGAUGUGGCAGUCAAUAACGCCGGCUGGCCCACCACGAGCGGCUGGCCUCCACCAGAUCGGCGACGACGACUUCCCAUCCUACUUCAACCACUCGCUCGAAAUGUCGGUCAACGUCAAGGGCACCCUGUUGUGUAUGCACGCCCAGAUAGCGCUCUGGCUCAAGGCGGCAAGCAAAGGCUCGACGCUCGCAAUCGUCAACGUCGCCAGCGUCUGCGGCGAGGCGGCCUUCUGCGGGCCAGCCUACACCACGUCAAAGUGGGGCGAGAUUGGCUUCUCCAAGCAGGCGGCAUCCCACUAUGCUGGGAAGGGGAUUCGCGUCAAUGUCCUCGCCCCCGGUCCGGUCAAUACGCCGAUGCUGCGCGGUGGUCUGGCCGAGGACGACCCUCGCUGGCUGGCGAGGAAGUUCAUUAUCGAGAAGAGCGUGCCGAUGGGCCGCAUCGCCGAGCCGUGGGAGAUGGCGGGGCCGGUGACUUUUCUCUCCAGCGACGCAUCCAGCUACGUGACCGGGGUGGUGGUGACUGCCGACGGCGGAAUGGUCAACCACUGAUGUCCACAAAGGGUGUGGAAUCGUCGAGUCGCUAACCUCCCUUGUUACCUGGCGGCUCGCGGACGCGCUUCGGCGCGGCGCACGAUUGCGCUCUAAUCGCAUUCUGUUCAUUAAUCGCGCCGCGUUUUCACGGUUCUUCUGGUUCUGCUGCAUGUUCUGCUGCUUCUCUCUCGUCUCUGUGUGUAGUGACUAGUGUGUGUCUCUCCGUCGGCGUCGCGACGAGUAGUGACUAGUGUGUCUAGUGACGCGGUUUCCGCGCCGUCGACGGCACGCCGCUCCUCUCGUGACUCGUGUACACACGGUUUAGUACCUCCCAAAUACAGAUUACAGUACGUAC